GAAGAGCAAAACAAGUUUUCGGGAAACACCGUGUGUCUUGACUCAGCGACUAUGAUGAGUUGAAGUCUCAGAGGGUUAUUUCUUGUUGGGAGACAAACCGAUAUAGAACCUGGGCGAAUUUCACGGUAGAAGUUCUGGUCCGCGGUGGAUUGAGUAUCUCUGGUUGUACAUAAGAAGUGCUAGUUCGGAGUUGCUCAUCGGGUCGUCGAAAGCCGACGUCUCUACGCAUUCAUGUCACUUUGAUGUCCUCUGAGCAUUCAUCCCCGCCUGCCAAAAAGCCACGAACAGAACCCACGGGUGCCAGUUGUGCGAAAAACAGUACGACAAACAGUUUAACAGGGGCUACAAUGGCAAAAAACGGCACCUCAGAUGAAAUUGAUGAGGGCCUUUACUCUCGCCAGCUGUAUGUGCUUGGCCAUGAUGCCAUGCGCAGAAUGGCACACUCGAAUGUCCUGAUCUCUGGCAUGGGCGGGCUUGGCGUGGAAAUAGCAAAGAAUGUUGUCUUGGGUGGUGUGAAGUCUGUUACUAUCCAUGAUCAAGGGGAGGCAACCUGGUAUGAUCUGUCAUCUCAGUUCUUCCUACGGGAAGAAGACAUAGGUAAAAAUCGUGCUGAGGUCACUCAGCCACGCCUAGCAGAGCUGAACACAUAUGUCCCAGUCAAAAAGCUGACGACUGCACUUACAGAAGACGACCUGAAGGAAUACCAGGUUGUUGUAUUGACACGCUCAAGUUUAGAAGAGCAGAUUCGUGUGGGAGAAUUCUGUCAUGCUAAUGGAAUCAAAGUCAUUGUGGCAGAGACCAGAGGAUUAUUCGGUAUGGUGUUUUGCGACUUUGGAGAGGGUUUUGUCGUAACUGAUGUAGAUGGGGAACAGCCGGUUAGCAACAUGGUGGCCAGUAUAUCAAAGGAGACAGAGAGUGUGGUGACCUGUUUGGAUGAAACACGCCAUGGUUAUGAGGAUGGAGAUUAUGUCACGUUUGCAGAAAUCAAAGGCAUGACCGAGUUAAAUGGUUGUAAUCCCAUCAAGAUUAAAGUAUUGGGUCCCUACACCUUCAGUAUAGGUGACACGACUGGGUUCUCAGAUUACGUUAGAGGUGGCAUAGUCACAAAAGUCAAAAUGCCACGUACUCUUAACUUUAAAUCUAUUACCAAGGCAUUGGCUGCCCCAGAAGUAGUGCCCUCUGACUUUGCCAAGUUUGAUAGGCCAGCACAGUUACAUAUAGCAUUCCAGACCCUACAUGAGUAUGAGAGAAGAAACGGGGCAUUACCAAGGAGUAGAAAUAAGUCUGAUGCAGAACAGUUUCUGAACAUAUUCAAAGAGGUCAAUCAAAAGUCUCCAGCUAAGGUUGAGGAGAUUAACGAGGAGUUGGUGAUUGAGUUUGCAGAGCAGGCUCGAGGAGAUAUUUGUGCUAUCCAGGCUGUGAUUGGUGGAAUAAGUGCUCAGGAGGUCAUGAAGGCAUGCAGUGGAAAAUUCAACCCAAUAUUUCAGUACUUCUACUUUGAUGCUCUAGAAUGUCUCCCAGAGGAGAAAGGCUCUCUGACAGAAGAAAAAUGCCGUCCGAAAAACUGUCGAUAUGACGGUCAGCUUGCUGUGUUUGGAUCCGAUAUACAGCAGAGAAUAGGCUCCCUCAAGUAUUUUCUGGUGGGCGCAGGGGCUAUUGGGUGUGAAAUGUUGAAGAACUGGGCGAUGAUGGGAAUGGCUUGUGCACCUGAGGGCCAGAUCACGGUCACUGACAUGGACAUAAUCGAGAAGUCAAACCUCAACAGACAGUUCCUCUUCCGGCCCUGGGAUGUUCAGAAACCCAAGUCAUCCACUGCAGGAAAUGCUGUUAAACAGAUGAACCCAGCAGUACGAAUCCUCUCUCAGGAAAAUAGGGUGGGGCCAGAAACAGAAAGUGUCUACACAGAUGACUUUUUUGAGGCCCUGGAUGGUGUUGCGAAUGCUUUGGAUAACGUCGAUGCUAGGAUGUACAUGGACCGCAGAUGUGUUUACUACUGCAAACCACUGCUAGAGUCUGGAACCCUAGGAACAAAAGGAAAUGUGCAGGUUGUCAUUCCUCACAUGACAGAGUCCUACUCCUCUUCACAAGAUCCCCCAGAAAAGUCAAUCCCUAUCUGCACCCUCAAGAACUUCCCAAAUGCUAUUGAACACACCUUACAGUGGGCCCGUGAUAUGUUUGAAGGCCUGUUUGUGCAGCCCAUGGAGAAUGCAGUACAGUAUGUGACCGAUCCAAAGUUCUUGGAGCGCGUACAGAAACUUGCGGGAUCUCAACCAGUAGAAAUGAUUGAUUCUGUAAAAAAGACUCUUGUUGAUGAAAGGCCAAUGAAAUUUGAGGAUUGUGUGGCAUGGGCACGAAACUUGUGGCAAGAAAACUACUGCAACAACAUUCGACAGUUACUUUUUAAUUUCCCAUCAGACCAGCUCACCAGCAGUGGUCAGCCAUUUUGGUCUGGACCGAAAAGAUGUCCACAUCCUUUGACGUUCGAUUCAAACAAUGAAGUCCAUUUAGACUAUGUGAUGGCCGGAGCCAAUUUGCGAGCUGAAAUGUACGGCAUUAAACAGGUACGUGAUAGAGCAGCGAUCAAGGGAAUGGUAGACAAGGUGGUAGUGCCGGAGUUCGUGCCCAAAUCUGGAGUGAGGAUUGAGGUGACAGAUGCUGAGUUGCAGAACCGUGCUGAUGGACCUUCAGACAUGGAUUCUUUCGAACGAAUGAUAAGUGCUCUCCCUCCACCUGACACACUGCAGAACCUCAAACUUACUCCUUUAGACUUUGAGAAGGAUGAUGAUACCAAUUUCCACAUGGACUUCAUUGUUGCGGCAUCGAAUCUCCGAGCUGAAAAUUAUGACAUCCCACCAGCUGAUAGACACAAGAGCAAGUUGAUAGCUGGUAAAAUCAUUCCUGCGAUAGCAACAACCACAGGUUUGGUGGUGGGUUUGGUCUGCCUGGAAUUGUACAAGGUUAUUCAAGGGCACAAGAAAUUUGAGUCCUACAAAAAUGGAUUUGUGAACUUGGCAUUGCCAUUCUUUGCCUUCUCGGAGCCAAUUGCCGCCCCCAAACAAAAGUACUAUGACAAGGAGUUCACCCUGUGGGAUAGGUUUGAGGUGCAGGGAGAAAUGACGCUAAAAGAAUUCUUAGAUUACUUUCAGAAUGAACAUCACUUAGAGAUCACUAUGCUAUCUCAGGGAGUCUGUAUGCUCUACUCGUUCUUCAUGCAGCCAGCAAAGAGAGAAGAGAGACUUGCUCUGCCAUUGUCGGAAGUGGUGAAGCGUGUGUCCAAGAAGAAGAUCCCACCCUAUGUGAAGGCCCUGGUUCUAGAACUGUGCUGUAACGAUACUGAUGGCGAAGAUGUUGAGGUUCCCUAUGUCAAAUACAUCCUGUAGCAUUGGACUUAAAUUGGAUGUAUAUAUCUGUACAUGUAUUGUAGCUUAACAGACAAGGGCUCCUGGUGACUGUGUCUUGGAUACUUGUUCCAGUGCUGUUACCCUGUUUACCCCACUGUGUCAUGCAGUCUAUCCCCAGGGAUAUUGGUAUGUGGCAAAUAGGGAGAACUGUGAGGGACCAGUCUUGUAAAGCAGUUGUAGCACGUGCUGAGUUCAACUAAAUUUAUCAUGCUUUGGAGUCCUGUUUCGUGAUCUGGCCGUUUCGAUAUAUCACUGGAAUUCAUUUACAAGCCACAAGGUCAUCUGCACAGAAUACGUGUUACAUUUAUGUCCCAUCCUAUCUUGCAAAAUUUAUUCUACGGGAUAAGUACUGCUCUGUCCAAGUCAUAAGGAAAAUUGCUGUUGUUAACCAUCAGGCCUCGCUUUGUGGAAAUUUGCCACCUGAAUUGCUUUUGUGUAAGAGCCUGAAAUUUACCAUGGUAAUAAAAAGUUCAUGAAAAGUUCAGUGUGAUACUGUUUAAAAUCUACACCAAAACAAUUAAAUAGGUAUCUCUUGGGUAAGAUCUCCAUCCAACCUUUAUGCCUAUCAGUUAAGUGGUGGCUAUGCAGUGAAGUACAUGAAAGCUAGGCCUGUGCCAAGUGUUUUCUUUUAGAAAGCAUUGGGUACGUUUGAUGUAUCUGCCACAACACAGAUAAAUAAAGGAUUCUUAAUAGUAGACAGUACUGGCCCAUCUGCCAAACAUUGCUACUUGGAUCUGCAUUUAAUGUGCUUUUACUUCAUUCCAAAUCACUGGAAGCUUCUGGGUAUCUUGAUCUUGCUGGUAAAAAAACGCUCUUCUGCUGUUACAUGCAGAUACUGGAACAACAAAUCCAGGUCUUGGGAGUUUUGUUCUGGGCGAUGACUUCAUUGUACGAUUUACAGUUGAAACUAUAUUAUAGCCAGUUAUUUAUUCGUAUUGUAUGUUGGAGGUAAGAGAAAUGGUACAGCACACCUGAGUUUACUUGUUCAGCCUAAAGUGCUUAAACUCUCUUUAUUGGAGGUGUGUUUGUGUUAAGCAAUUCCAUAUUCUUGUAUCUAUUACUUGAACACUGAUGGAUUCUCUUCUGGAGAAAUAAAUCUGCUUAUUGUCACA
This is a messenger RNA of Liolophura sinensis, 4513 nucleotides long. RefSeq names its product ubiquitin-like modifier-activating enzyme 1. The record is from RefSeq and is a predicted model, not a curated record. NCBI's taxonomy places the organism in Eukaryota, Metazoa, Mollusca, Polyplacophora, Chitonida, Chitonidae. Gene Ontology annotation, molecular function: ubiquitin activating enzyme activity. Gene Ontology annotation, biological process: ubiquitin-dependent protein catabolic process; protein ubiquitination; DNA damage response. The transcript has 27 exons. Bases 243 to 3380 code for a protein of 1045 amino acids. Gene Ontology annotation, cellular component: nucleus; cytoplasm.